This is a messenger RNA of Helobdella robusta, 2499 nucleotides long. RefSeq lists its product as hypothetical. Gene Ontology annotation, molecular function: GTPase activity; microtubule binding; GTP binding. Bases 1 to 2499 code for a protein of 832 amino acids. The transcript has 20 exons. Gene Ontology annotation, biological process: receptor-mediated endocytosis. Gene Ontology annotation, cellular component: microtubule; plasma membrane; cytoplasm. The record is from RefSeq and is a predicted model, not a curated record. Lineage: Eukaryota; Metazoa; Annelida; Clitellata; Rhynchobdellida; Glossiphoniidae.
AUGACUGGCAAUAUGGGAAUGGAACAGUUAAUUCCGAUAGUCAAUCGCUUGCAAGAUGCAUUUUCGUCCAUCGGAGUACCCUUAUCGUUAGAUUUACCCCAAAUUGCUGUUGUGGGCAGCCAAAGCGCCGGAAAGAGCAGUGUGCUUGAAAAUUUCGUUGGAAGAGAUUUUUUGCCAAGAGGGUCAGGUAUUGUUACAAGAAGGCCUCUUGUUCUUCAAUUAAUUUAUUCUAAGCAAGAGUAUGCAGAAUUUCUCCAUUGCAAAGGACGGAUAUUUACAGAUUUUGAGUUGGUAAGAAAAGAAAUUGAGGAUGAAACUGAUCGACUGACAGGGUCCAACAAAGGCAUAUCUAAUAUUCCAAUAAAUCUUCGAGUUUUUUCACCAUAUGUUUUGAAUUUAACGUUGAUUGAUCUUCCUGGUAUGACAAAAGUUCCUGUUGGCGAUCAACCUCCAGAUAUUGAGGUUCAAAUAAGAAGCAUGCUGAUGGAGUUUAUCAGCAAAGAAUCAUGCUUGAUCCUUGCAAUAUCUCCAGCCAACUCAGAUCUUGCUAACUCAGAUGCUCUAAAAAUUUCUAAAGAAGUUGAUCCUCAAGGCCAGUGUCUCAGAACAAUUGGUGUAAUAACAAAACUAGAUUUAAUGGAUGAAGGUACAGACGCCAGAGAUAUUCUCGAAAAUCGAUUGUUACCAUUAAGAAGAGGUUAUAUUGGAGUUGUGAAUAGGAGUCAAAAAGAUAUAGAAGGUAGGAAAGACAUAAGAUCAGCUUUAGCUGCAGAAAAAAAGUUUUUCCUAAGUCAUCCAUCGUACAGACACAUGGCAGAUAGAAUGGGGACAUCCUAUUUACAAAGAACUUUGAAUCAGCAAUUAACAAAUCACAUUAGAAAUACUUUACCUAAUCUUCGUAACAAGUUACAAUCUCAGUUGCUUUCAAUGGAAAAAGAUGUGGAAGAAUAUAAGCAUUUCAGACCAGAUGACCCUACUAGAAAAACUAAAGCUAUGAUGCAAAUGGUGACUCAAUUUGGACAAGAUCUUGAAAAAAGCAUAGAGGGUGCAGGAUCAGAAAUCAGUAUAAAGGAACUUUCCGGAGGAGCGAAGAUCAACAGAAUAUUUCAUGAAAGAUUUCCAUUUGAACUGGUUAAGAUUGAAUUUGACGAGAAAGAAUUAAGAAAAGAGAUUAUGAUAGCAAUCAAAAACAUUCAUGGAAUUAGGACGGGCUUGUUUACUCCUGAUAUGGCUUUUGAAACGAUAGUCAAGAAACAAAUUGAAAAGUUGAAAGCGCCCUCCUUGAAGUGUGUUGAUAUGGUUGUUACUGAAUUAACAAAUGUUGUUCGGAUAUGCACUGAGAAGAUGGCAAGAUUUCCACUCUUGCGGGAAGAGACAGAAAGAAUAGUUAAUACUCGUGUUCGUGAACGUGAACAAGUAACAAAAGAUCAGUUAAUCUUAGCUGUUGACAUACAGCUGGCUUAUAUGAAUACUAAUCAUGAAGACUUUAUAGGGUUUGCCAAUGCUCAACAAAGUUCUGAAAAUCCCCACAAACAAAAAAUAAGCAACCAGGUUAUUUGUGUUAUUCGUAAAGGCUGGUUGGCUUUACAUAACAUUAGCAUGUUUAAAGGAGGCAAGGCUGAAUUUUGGUUUGUUUUAACUGCUGAAAAUCUUAUGUGGUUCAAAGAUGAAGAGGAGAAAGAUAAAAAAUACAUGUUGUCAUUAGACAAUUUAAAAAUUCGGGACAUUGAGAGUGGUUUCAUGUCUCGUCGAUGUAUGUUUGCCCUGUUCAAUGUUGAAAAUAGAAAUGUUUACAAAGAUUAUAAGCAGUUGGAAUUAUCAGCCGAAAGUGUGGAAGAUGUUGACGGUUGGAAAGCUUCAUUCCUUCGUGCUGGUGUUUAUCCUGAAAAAACCCAACAACAAAAUUCAGAUGAGGUAAAAGACGACGUAGGUUCUAUGGACCCCCAAUUAGAAAGGCAAGUCGAAACAAUUAGAAAUCUUGUAGAUUCUUACUUACGAAUUGUUCACAAGACACAACGAGACAUGGUGCCCAAGACUAUCAUGCAUAUGAUUGUUAAUCAGAUGAAAGAUUUCGUUCACACUGAGUUGUUGGCUCAUCUAUACUCAUCAAGAGAUCAAAACUCUCUAAUGGAAGAAUCAGCGGAAGAAGCUCAAAGAAGAGAAGAAAUUCUUCGCAUGUAUCACGCCACAAAAGAAGCACUUAAUAUUAUUGGUGACGUAACUACCAACACUGUUUCUACACCUGUUCCACCUCCAGUCGAUGAUGAAUGGAUUAAACCAAACGAUUCAUCAAGAAAUCCUUCCAAUGGACCAUCGUCCCCUAAAACAGUCGUGCAGCAGCAAAACAGGUUAUCUCAAACUGGUUCCUCAUUGCCAUCAAGAGCUGCUCCUUCAGCUCCUACAAGACCAGCACCGUCAGUGCCGUCAAGAAUGGGUCCAAGUCCUACUCCUGUUGGUAAUAUUCCAUUCAAUCUUCCACCUCCUCUCCUACCCAUGUAA